AUGCUAACACUUGAGAUACAACUAUCCAGCGGCAUGGCAACUACCCAACCCACCCCAAUGGAAGAAUAUCUUGAGACCACCCGCAUGGCUCGCGUCAGUUUUAGUGAAAAAGAUGUUCCCGAUGUUGAUGAUCCCGAGGGUAUAUCCAACGAACUCAAGCCUGACAACGAGCUCGAGUCUGACAACAAGUUCAAGUUGGACAGCGAGACCAAGCCUGAUAACGAGAACGAGCCUGGCAACAAGCCCGAGCUUAAUAAUGGAACCAAUGUUUCUGAAACAUUAUUUAAUGAUUUCUUAGCUGGCAAAGCUAUCACAGGUAGAGAUGAAGAUCAAGGUAUUUCAUCUUACCCUUACACUCUGAUCUCAAAAAGUCCAGUUGAUCCGUCAGAUCCUAAUACUUAA
Molecule: messenger RNA, 402 nt
Organism: Trichoderma breve
Lineage: Eukaryota; Fungi; Ascomycota; Sordariomycetes; Hypocreales; Hypocreaceae
Exons: 1
Coding region: 1-402 (133 amino acids)
Source: RefSeq, a predicted model, not a curated record